CAGCUAUGUCCAUUCAGGAGCUCUUUGUUGCUGCAGCUCGUAAAUGUCUGUGUGUUAGCAGAAAAUCUCUCUCCGUUCCCCAGAGCCUGGACCUGGCCGCACAGGUCUCAGCUGUCGAUUUGGGGCUAAAACCCACUCUGCUGUACGACAGUAACGGCGCCAGUUCAGAGCAGGUGCAGCAGUAUUUGAGCUCUUUGCAGUUUUCCCAGCUUGUGUCUAAAUCACUUCUCACAUUGGAUUUAAAUGGAAACAGUCUUAUUGUCAAUCCAGUUACAGUCAGAUCAAAUCUAGAGCUGGUGCUUCGUGGCAGCGGUGUGGCUGCGAUCGACAUCUGCCCCUCGCUGGAGAGGCCGACCAUCACUGACCUGCUCAGAGGAGAGAUGAAGAGCACGAUACAAGAUUUACUGCUUCUUCUGAGGGAGUCUGAACAACUGAAGGAGGCUGAGAAACCUCUUUAUGUUGGAGAGAAAUGUGAAGAAUGGAACCUGUGCACCGUCUUCGGCCUUCUGUUGGGUUACCCUGUCACAUACUGGUUCGAUCAGACCAAAAGCUUUGAAAACUGUUUGUCCAUGGCUCCCCUGAUGGUGACUACAGCUGCAGCAACAUGGCAGGCAGAGGCCACAGGUCACAGAUGUUGUCUGUACUCUUUCAGCGUCCCAGCUGUUCUGCUUAAAGAGACGCAGUCCAACCUGGAGGACUGGAACCUUCGAUUACAAGAAAGAUUUCAGCAGCAAAAUGUCCUCAUGGAUCUCAUUGUUUGUCAAACCACAGUAACUCUGCCCUCAGUCUGUUUGUGAUGCUAAUACAAGUUUGUCUUUAUGAUAACCUGUUAAAAAGUAUGUGAGUGUACUUUAUUACUCCAUUAAACUUGGUCAAAACA
Lates calcarifer (barramundi perch) is the source of this 880-nucleotide messenger RNA. RefSeq names its product linkage group 12 C1orf74 homolog (gene lg12h1orf74). The record is from RefSeq and is a predicted model, not a curated record. The transcript has a single exon. Bases 6 to 797 code for a protein of 263 amino acids. Lineage: Eukaryota; Metazoa; Chordata; Actinopteri; Centropomidae.